This is a messenger RNA of Racocetra fulgida, 676 nucleotides long. NCBI's taxonomy places the organism in Eukaryota, Fungi, Glomeromycota, Glomeromycetes, Diversisporales, Gigasporaceae. The record is from the annotation of a GenBank genome assembly.
CUUUUCAUAUGCAGCACCGGGCUCUACUCAAUCUUACGCUCAGUAUCAAACAUCUUACACUUACUCAUAUCCGACGUCUACAACACCCCUAUCAACAGCCACUUAUCCUCCAGGAGUAACGUUGCCACCAUCGCAAGUAACUUCUAAUUUUCAACCCAAUCCUCCCGGAGUCACAUCAAGUUCCUCGUGGUAUUCUGCACCAAUACCAACUACGAUGUCUUAUCAAACACCUGCUUAUAAUCCAGCUUCAUUCGACCCCAAUGUCUAUUAUCAAACAUAUGGGAUUUAUCCGGCAACUGGUGCAGCUUCUGGAACAUAUCCAACUUAUUCAGCAGCUCCAUUGCCUGAGGCUAGUAAUUUCACCCACAAUAACUCAUCAUUUCCUAUUGCUCCAUUACCUGAUUCUGGAACAAAUACCGUCAAUACUGUACAAAAUAAUGUUAUAAAUGAGGGAAAGUCAUCAGAAGUUCAACAAACAACCUCCGGAUUUGCGAACUUACAAGUCAAUCCUAGUGCUAAUAAUGGGAUUAACAGUGAUGACCAAAAGCCAAAACCACUAUAUCGCCAGAUUAAAAUCCAGCAAAACAAGACUUUGAUUAAAAAUAACCCAUUAGAAAGUCCAGAGCCUGAGAGUACAACUGAAGACCAACAAAGCUCAAAUCAAAAAUCACAGUAA